AUGAACGACAAGGCGGUGAAACUGGUAGCCUCGGUCUUACUGCUCACGGUAGCCGUCCUUGCCAGCAAAGAUGCCAGCAAACCGGUCGACAGUGUGGCCAUUGCCAACGCGCCGAAAAACCAGCAGCCUUCCACACCUUCCAAGGUGUCACCAGCAGUGGCUGGGGCGAAGAAGGCCCCGCACGGUAAGCGAGAGGUGGCCAGCUACGGAUUACCGCACCAUACGCAUCAUCGCUACUCGCUUGGCCAUACGCAACCGCUGACGGAAUUCUACGCCCCGGCCACUAGCCACGGGUCGUACAGCUACAGCAUCCCGCAGCAUUCGUCGUAUCCGUCAUCGUUCGGAACGCAUAAGCUCUACCUCGGACCAACGCCGGCCGUCACCGGUUUCAAGUACACACCGGGUGUGGCUUCGUCGCAUGCCUUCUUCUCACCGUCGCUUGGCCAUCAUCCGGCGCACCAGUCGUUUGGUGGAUACGUUGAUGCUGGACCGGUCAAGUAUGGUAGCUUCGGUGCCAAGGAUUUGUCCGAAAUUCUGAAACAGAUACACUCGGUGGGACCGCUCACGAUUAAGGCCAUCCCGAGCAGUUACGCAUACGGUGCACCCUUUGCCGAGCAACAUGACACGGGCAACAAUCCGUCCGUGUUGUUCGACAGUGGUGCCUUCCAUCUGAAACCGAUGACGCUGAAGCUUCACGAGGUACCGAGCUUUGGCCACGGAUCGGGUCUACCGCAUGCAGCCGCCCUUACAGCACCGGCCGGUCCCACCUCGACGUCCUCCACGUACGGACACGUGGCCCACUCGCUGGGUUACGAACCUUCGUACGCUAACGGUGUCAAAGGACUGCGUCACUAUUCCACCUCGAACGUGCCGACGAACGAUCUCUACUCCGGCAACAAGUACAUCUCCACGCUGAACCUGCAUCAGCCCACCACCGCCACCAUGGUGUCCCCGUUGCACACCUCAGUCCACUCGACCGUCGGGCACCAAAAACCGUUCAAACCCUCCACCUAUCUCGGUUCGACGCAUGAGACCAUCUCGGCCCCUUCGACGUCCCACACCGGGUCCUAUUUGCCUCCCUCGCUGCAGUACCUCCCGCCGGUUAGCAAAGGUACACCGUACCCGCACAAGCAUAGUUACGAAUCGCCCGCCAAACAUGGUUACCUCCCACCGGCACCACCCUCCACCAAUGCGUACCUACCGCCGCACAGCAAACCCGCCCACGGGUAUCUGCCACCCGUGUCCAGCGGUAGCAGCUCCAACUACAUCCCACUACCAUCAUCGUCCGCGCCUUCAUCGUCCGGUUCACACGAGGACACCGGCCGGAAACCGCAACUGCACCACCAUCACCAUUCGGACCAUUCUAGCGAAAGUCUCGAGUACGGUGGAGCGACCGCACCCGUUCCAACGCCAUCUGCCGUAACAUCGUCGCACCACUGGAAGCACUAG
Molecule: messenger RNA, 1449 nt
Organism: Anopheles marshallii
Lineage: Eukaryota; Metazoa; Arthropoda; Insecta; Diptera; Culicidae
Exons: 2
Coding region: 1-1449 (482 amino acids)
Source: RefSeq, a predicted model, not a curated record